Messenger RNA from Camellia sinensis, 1222 nucleotides. The record is from RefSeq and is a predicted model, not a curated record. NCBI's taxonomy places the organism in Eukaryota, Viridiplantae, Streptophyta, Magnoliopsida, Ericales, Theaceae.
AUGGAGUCUAAGCCAAGCUUACUGAGGAACAUUCUGGUUCGACUCUUUGUCUUCGGUGUUCUCAUCAUCGCCGUCCGAUUCGCCUACGUCGUCACCAUCAGAGGCGAAUCCUGCGAUCUCGGAAGCUUCUGCUUCUUUUCCUCGCCGGAAAAUCUCAACCUCGUGAUCGGCGUCCAAAAUCGCAGGUCAUCGGCGAUCAUUACAAACGACGCCGUCAACACUCCCGAUCUCUGGAACACCACUCUCUCUCCCUCUCACCGCUUCUCUCCUCCUCUCUCCAGAUCGACACAGCAGUGCCGAAGGGCGGCGGCGCAUGAUGGAUGUCACUGUCUGCGACGGAGGAUCCAAGAGUCGGCGAUGCGCUUCCAAUCUCUAUCCCAGACGCCGCCAUCAGCUGGAAACUUGCCACCACUACCGCUGCUCCUCCUCUGCCUCGCGAUCCUUGUCUCGCCAAACAACAGAUUUUCACACCCUCGUCCGCCGCCAGCCUUCUCCAGCCGUGCCGCUACUACUCCUCUCUCGAACCAGAGCUUUGUCAUCGAUGGCAGAUCUCUCUCCACCGCCACGAUGAACAACGGCAGUACUCAUCAAGCUGGGCCGUCAUACUGGGAUCCUCCUCCUCCUCCAGUAACAACAGCAGCAGGGAACUCCGAGAAAUGGGGGACCCACAUCAUGGGUGCACCUGCUGUACCCACUUCGCACCCCGCCAAUCAAAAGGCCGCCUUAUGGACUGCCGGAGGAGGAGGAGGAGGAGGCGAUCACUCCCAAGCCCAGCAGACCAACCACCCGUACCUCUACUACUCCUCAGUUGACAAGCCUAACACCACCACCAGUCCCAUGGAAUGUAUUCUCCAUAAGUUCAACUCCUGGAGCAAAAAGGCCGAGAUCACCUCCCACAAUAUCUGGAACCAUCUGAAAACAGGGCCAUCUGUAUCGGGAGCAGCGUGGGAUAAAGUGAACCUGACCGACAUUCAUGUAGCUUUUUGCAGCGAUCUGUCCCCUAUCCGUCACUGCACCCUCCGGCCAAGAGUCUUGGAGCUAUUACAAGGUUAUGGUACCUUUGGGCAAUAUCUGCGCCAUCAAUUGUGACCAUCUGGAGAUACUUUUCUGAUGGAUUAUCCCUCAUGAUCACUGGGUUGAUGGCGCAGAUAUUGCCCAAAGGUACCAUAACCUUGUAAUAGCUCCAAGACUCUUGGCCGGAGGGUGCAGUGACGGAUAGGGG